Corticium candelabrum is the source of this 2670-nucleotide messenger RNA. RefSeq names its product RNA cytosine-C(5)-methyltransferase NSUN2-like. Gene Ontology annotation, cellular component: cytoplasm; nucleus. Gene Ontology annotation, biological process: tRNA methylation. Gene Ontology annotation, molecular function: tRNA binding; tRNA (cytidine-N5)-methyltransferase activity. Bases 27 to 2498 code for a protein of 823 amino acids. The record is from RefSeq and is a predicted model, not a curated record. Lineage: Eukaryota; Metazoa; Porifera; Homoscleromorpha; Homosclerophorida; Plakinidae. The transcript has 19 exons.
CGCAGUGUUACCAACGCUAGCUAGUUAUGCCCAAGAGAAAGAAGGGAAAGAUCGACGAGGGCGGAGACAGAAAACGGAAGAGAGGACGAAAGAAGGAACGUGGAAAUGCGAACUACUCGCUAGUCGAGAAGAGAAAUACAGCGUUUGAAAGAUUUUACAAGGAGCAGCACAUUGUGCCUGAAGGUGAAUGGGAUGAAUUUAUGUUAGCCUUAAGAGAGAAUCUUGCAGCAACAUUUAGAAUCACAGGAACGAGAAGUCAUGCCAGACAAGUGUCUCGAUGUCUUGAAACAAUAUUCUUCAAGGAAAUGGAGGGCCUCGUGGUAGAUGGAGAGGUUAUUUCACCGCCUCAUGCUUUGUCUUGGUAUCCUGAUGGUCUUGCAUGGCAUGUGUCCCUACCACGCAAGGUCUUGAGGAAACAUCCAACUCUUGUCAAGUUUCAUCAGUUUUUGGUGCAUGAAACAGAGAAGGGUAAUCUCAGUAGACAGGAAGCAGUGAGUAUGAUUCCUCCUCUUCUUUUGGACGUAAAACCACAUCACAAAAUUUUAGACAUGUGUGCUGCUCCUGGAUCAAAAACGGCUCAGCUGUUAGAACUUCUUCACGCUGAAGAUACAGCAGUGUCUGCUAUUCCGAGUGGGUUUAUUAUUGCUAAUGACAGAGAUUACAAACGAUGUUAUAUUCUUCUUCAUCAGCUUAAGCGAAUCAAUAGUCCUUGUUUAAUGGUCACCAAUCAUGAUGCUUCUAUUUAUCCGACAUUGUAUCAUAAUCCAAAGGAUUGUGGUAUUCGUCAGCCAGUGGUAUAUGAUAGAGUACUAUGUGAUGUUCCAUGCAGUGGUGAUGGAACAAUGAGGAAGAACCUAAUUAUGUGGAAGAAAUGGAAUCCCACACUUGGUCCUGGACUCCACAGAGUGCAACUACGUAUUCUUUGUCGUGGCAUUGAAGUUCUUGCUCCUGGUGGAAGAUUAGUUUAUUCAACAUGCUCUCUUAAUCCUGUUGAAGAUGAGGCUGUAGUUGCUGCAUUACUAAAUAUGAGCAAAGGGACUGUUGAGCUUGUUGAUGUAUCUGGUGAUCUGCCAGGACUGAAAACUUGUUGUGGACUUCACAGAUGGAAGUUGUUGUCGAAGCGUGGAGAAUGGUUUGAUUCUCAUGAUAAAGUACCUGAAGCACUGAAACAAGGUUUAUGUGCUACAAUGUUUCCAUCAUCUCCUGAAGCAGCUGAAUUGAUGCACUUAGAGAGAUGUCAGAGAAUUCUUCCUCACCAUCAAAACACUGGAGGGUUUUUCAUUGCUGUUUUUCACAAGUUGACAAGUGUACCUUGGCAGAGGAAAUUCCCCCUGAUUAAGAAAGUUGGACAUCAGGAUUUGUUGUCUGAAUGUUCUAGUAGAAAAGGAGGAAGUGGUCUGAAUGUACUCUCUACACCCUCAGAUUAUGUUGCUGCUUCUGUAUCUUGCGGUGCUUCUGAUGAUAACUGUUCAGGUUUGGCAGGAGAGAUCUGUACUGAAGAUGCAAAUGUUGACAGUGUUUGUGGAGCUAGUACACUACAAGCAACAACAGAUCUCGAGGUUGUAAGAGACAGCUUUACAAAAGCAAAGGAAGGGGAAGAUGAUGCUAUUGUAAUGGCAUCUGGACGUAUGGAGGAUGGCUCUAUUCCUCAUGAUACAAGUACAGCUGAUACUUCUUGUAACAUCAGUGAUAUGCCACCAGAGAUUAAGAAUGUGAGCGAUGUUGUUGAAGGUGUGGAGAAGAAAGAGGAACCAUUUAUAUUUCUAACAAAGGAUGAUCCUGAUUGGCCAUGUUUGAGAGACUACUAUGGGCUUGAAAAUCUUCCUGUUGGUCUCUUGUUGGUGCGAUCACAGACAACAAAGAAACGAAAGAUAUACAUUGUAUCGCAAGCUGUAAAAGAUUUAGUGUUGAAUCAGAAGCAACAUGUCAGGAUAGUCAACCUUGGUGUACGAGUAUUUCAAAGGUCAGAAGGGAGAGACGUGAAUUGUCCACUGCGACUUGCAUCAGAGGGUUUGUCAGCAUUGCUCCCUUACAUGCGCAAACGUCGUAUAUAUGUGUCUUUAACAGACAUGGAACUGUUGCUUCGUCAAUUUAAUCUUUCUACAACCUUGCUUUCACCAAACUCCAAAGCACAGCUCAACAAAUUGACAACUGGUUCAGUGGUAUUCACAUAUGAUCCUUCUCGUGAGGAUACAGAAACAGAGACAAGAGCUGUUUCAUCAGUUCCUGGACCACAGUGUGUUGUAGAUGUGUGUGGAUGGACUGGACACUCAUCUGCCCGAAUAAUGUCAAGUGAUGCGGACAGAAUGCAUUGCCUUCUUAUAUUCGGUAUGGCAACACAGGAUGACAUCAAAUUGGAUUCAAAUCAACUGAGACCUAAUGUAGAGGGCGAGAGUUCAAUAGAUCCGGUAGAUCAACUUGAACAGUCAAACUCUCCCAGUUGUCAUGGUAAUUCUGAUGGUAAUGAUUGUGAGUUGGAUGUAGUAUGUAGUACUUAAUUAAAUCUGAUCAGAGCUACCUGGUGAGGAAACAACAAAUGACCAUGAAAAGGGAACUCAAAUUAUAUAAUUGACAGCUGUUCAUCUGUAGAUGUCUUGUGUUCACUCACUGUAGUAGAUAUACUGUACUACGUAGAUAAACUGCAGUUGUAGUUUCGUGACAUUUUUCUGA